Messenger RNA from Ruditapes philippinarum (Manila clam), 1182 nucleotides. RefSeq lists its product as uncharacterized. Lineage: Eukaryota; Metazoa; Mollusca; Bivalvia; Venerida; Veneridae. The record is from RefSeq and is a predicted model, not a curated record. Gene Ontology annotation, molecular function: nucleic acid binding. Bases 1 to 1182 code for a protein of 393 amino acids. Gene Ontology annotation, biological process: DNA integration. The transcript has a single exon.
AUGACUUUAGACUUGAACCAACAAGGUACUCUGAUUGGAAUCGUUUUAGUACGAAUAUCGGCUUGGGCUCAUCGAUUCAUCGAUAAUUGUCAAGUUGCAAAAAAGGAACGUAGAUUAUCAUUAGAAUUGAGUGUUCAAGAAAUAGAACAAGCAGAAUAUAAGAUUAUUCAAACUGCACAAGCAGAAUGUUUCAGUGUUGAAUAUCAGUGCCUUAAAAAAGGAAAAAAUGUAUCUUCAAGUAGUAAACUUGCACCGUUAAAUCCGAAACUGGACUCUGAAGGUGUAAUGAGAAGUGACACUAGAUUAAAGUUUGUAGACUUCAUCUCCUAUGAUGCUAGAUUUCCAAUCAUUCUUCCGCGGAAGCAUUGGGUGACAAAAUUGAUAGUUAAGAAUUGUCAUGAAAAAACAUGUCAUGGGGGCACGAAUUUGACAUUAGCCAAAUUGUCUGGUAGAUAUUGGGUCAUAUCAGCCCGUGAAGAAAUAAGAAAUUGGGAAAAUCAAUGUGCUAAAUGUAAAAGAAGCAAGGCGCAGGGUUCAAAUCAGAUUAUGGGCGCAUUGCCAGUUGAACGCUUUGGACAAUCGAUGCGAGCAUUUACCAAUACUGCUGUGGACUAUGCCGGACCAUUCAUUACAAAACAAGGCCGUGGGAAAACGAGACUUAAGCGUUACCUUUGUGUAUUUACAUGUUUAACAGUAAGAGCUGUACAUCUUGAAAUAGCUUACAGCUUGGACACAAACUCUUUUCUCAACGCUUUAAAUAGAUUUAUCAGUCGUAGAGGUGUUCCAAGUGUUAUUAUAUCUGAUAAUGGGACAAAUUUUGUCGGUUGUGUUAACGAACUCAAAGAUCUAUACAAGAAACUUGAUCAAAGUGCUAUCAUGAAAAGUGCUGUAAAUAGAAAAAUUGAGUGGAAAUUCAUUCCACCAAAUGCACCACAUUUUGGCGGAUGUCAUGAAGCUAUGGUAAAAUCGGCAAAGAAAGCGGUAUAUGCAAUUUUGGGGAACGCGGAUAUCACAGAUGAGGAAUUAGUAACAGCAGUCGUUGGAGCUGAAAACUUGAUAAACAGCAGACCUUUAACGUAUCAGACAUCAAACCCAAAUGAUGAUACAUACUGCGUUAACGCCCAAUCAUUUUUUGACUGGCCAGCUUGGUGGACAAUUCGCUCCAGAUAUUUUGGACAAUGA